Molecule: messenger RNA, 600 nt
Organism: Microthlaspi erraticum
Lineage: Eukaryota; Viridiplantae; Streptophyta; Magnoliopsida; Brassicales; Brassicaceae
Source: the annotation of a GenBank genome assembly
AUGCUUGAUAAGAUAAUAGAGAAAUUCGCUUUUUGGUCCAACAAGUAUAGGAACGAAUGCGCUUCAAUGCCAAGUACAAAGGUCGUUGUGCCUUUUGUGGAGAAUGUUCUUCACGAAAGAUGUCCAAUAGCUAAGCGUUUAACGGUCAGGGAGGUAAAUGGUCAGGAAUUUCUGUUCGACGUAUUUGGUUCAGAUGGUGUGGUAUAUCUUGUGGAUUUGGCGAGCAAAACUUGCGUGUGUAGAAUGUUUGACAUUGACAAGUACCCGUGUGUCCAUGCAAUUGCCGCACUCAUGGCAAAGAUAAAGAAGGAUGGAAGAAUGUCGACUCUUUCUGUAUAUGAUUUGUGCUCCAGAUACUAUUUGGUUGAGACAUGGGCACGAGCAUAUGUGAAAACGAUCUAUACAGUGCCCCAUAUCUCAACUUGGGCAAUCCCGGAGGAUGUUCUGAAAUUGUUCGCUUAUCCUCCUGAUUACACAGCAAAAAGAGGAAGAAACCAAGAAGAACGACAUCCAUCAGAAGGAGAAAGUCGUAAAAAGAAGAAGAAGAAAACGAGUAACAAGUUCAUGUUGUCUGCAGUGUGUUACUUGAAGUUGUACUGA